Neltuma alba is the source of this 539-nucleotide messenger RNA. RefSeq names its product protein BRICK 1. The record is from RefSeq and is a predicted model, not a curated record. Bases 127 to 384 code for a protein of 85 amino acids. Gene Ontology annotation, biological process: actin filament organization; regulation of actin polymerization or depolymerization; cell motility. Lineage: Eukaryota; Viridiplantae; Streptophyta; Magnoliopsida; Fabales; Fabaceae. The transcript has 2 exons. Gene Ontology annotation, cellular component: SCAR complex. Gene Ontology annotation, molecular function: protein-containing complex binding.
AUUGCAGGUUGUUUGAGUAGGUUCUGGUUCUGUUGAGCUUCACGGUGGCGGUGGGUAUAUUGGGAACGGUGGCAUUGUCCGGCUCCGCAAUCUGCGUUGUUCGCUAACGGUAGAUCUGCAAAUAACAUGGCUCGCGCCGGCGGCAUCACAAACGCCGUCAACGUUGGAAUAGCGGUUCAAGCUGAUUGGGAGAACCGCGAAUUCAUCUCUCACAUUUCUCUCAAUGUUCGUCGCCUCUUUGAAUUCCUUGUCCAAUUUGAGGCUACGACAAAAAGCAAGUUGGCAUCGUUGAAUGAGAAGCUUGAUGUCUUAGAGCGUCGACUAGAACUCCUUGAAGUUCAAGUGAGCACUGCAUCAGCAAACCCUUCUCUAUUUACCACUUAAUGUUUGUCUGGAUCAUGAUGUUGUAAUUCAGCCUUCCUGUAAGAACCUUCCAACCUAUAUUGUAUUUACAAGUCAAUUCAAUAGAAAAGUAUCUCUGUAACCUCUUGCUUCAUGAUAUAAAUUUAGUUUGUUAUUUGCCAUUUUUGGCUCAUAUA